Polistes canadensis is the source of this 1706-nucleotide messenger RNA. Its product is annotated as glycoprotein-N-acetylgalactosamine 3-beta-galactosyltransferase 1-A-like. Gene Ontology annotation, molecular function: N-acetylgalactosaminide beta-1,3-galactosyltransferase activity. The coding region runs from base 283 to 1650 and encodes 455 amino acids. Lineage: Eukaryota; Metazoa; Arthropoda; Insecta; Hymenoptera; Vespidae. The transcript has 5 exons. The record is from RefSeq and is a predicted model, not a curated record.
UUUGUUUCUUUUUAUAUAUCCAGGAUCUUUCAUAACCUAUCUGGAUGCAACUUACAAGCUUAAUACGUAGAUAAAUUUAAUAAUGAUUGGCAAUAAUAAGAGAUUGAAAAAGUUAGAACGAAUAGAUAUUUGUAUUUGUUACUUUUCAGUUACAUGAUGCUGUCAGAAAUAAUUAUUUACAAUUAUAUUUACAAUAAUUAUAUUCUAUAAGAUGCAACCAGAUGGAUUGAUCAGUUAAUAUUAAACAAAAGCUGAAAAGAAAUAAGAAUUUAAUUGUGUAUCAUGACCUUUCAUCCGUUACAAAGAAGAUCCACGUUUCUAAUUGGAUUUGGAAUCGGUUUUGUUUUGGCUACGUUGUUUUAUUUAAUAGGAAAUUUUGUUAAUGAAAGUACUAUUUAUGAUAAGAAAAAGUGGCAAUAUCAACAGUAUUCAGAUGAUUUAUCUAUCGUUUGGAUGACACCUAUUAAUUUUCUCUCAAGAGGAAUCAAGUUUCGUAAUUGGAUCAAAAGUAAUUUGACUAAGGGAUUAGAAAAUGUGUCCUAUGAUAAGUGGUUUGCUGGAUACAAUUUGCAAAGAUAUACUAUCGAUAUGGAUCGUUACUUGUAUGAACCAAAAUCAGAUAAUACUUCACAGGAAUCUGUUACAUUGGAAUCGAAUUGGUUGAAAUCUAAAAUAUUUAUUACGUGUAUUGUUUUUGUGGAGAAAGUUAAAUUGGCGAGAUCCAUAAAAGAUACUUGGGGUAGUCAUUGCAAUAAAAUUUAUUUCUUUGGACAACGCAUACAAGAUUCUCAUAUACCUAUUAUCAAUUUUACUAUGAAGUUUCAAUCCUCUUGGCAUUUUCUAUGCGAAAUUAUGAAUUAUAUAUGGAAAGACAAUGAAGUCAAAGAAUGGAUACUUUUUGUAAAAGACGAUAUGAUGGUGAUACUAGAAAACUUACGUUACAUAGUCGCACCAUUAAAUUAUGAAGAAAAUUAUUAUUUGGGUCAUGCGGUUGUAAUGUGGGGCCAACCGUAUAACGUUGCUCAAGCAGGCUAUGUAUUAAGUAAAGGAUCGCUUAGAAAAAUGAUAGAAAUGUUUAACACGUCUGAAAAAUGUGCAGCUGGUGGUAAAUAUUGGAAAAAGGAAGAUUAUUAUCUUGGAAAACAUUUAUCAUCUAUGGGUAUACUACCUAUGGAUACACGGGAUGAAUAUUUAAGAGGAACUUUUCAUGGUUAUACUUUAAAUAAUUUAUUAUGGGGAAUUGCAAAACCUGGUAGUUAUUGGACACAUGCUUUGUAUCCUACUCAAAAAGAAUGUUGCUCUUCCAUGUCAGUAACAUUUAGUGCUACCGAGGCUGACAAAAUGUUUACUUUUAAUUAUUUUUUAUACAAUUUACAUAUUUUUACCAAUAAAGGAGUUUUUGGAAACAAACGUGCUCCUAUGUCUUUCCCGGAAGAAGAUGUAUGGAAGAUUGCAUUAAAAGAAGAAUUUAAUAUAACUAACUUGAAUGAGAUUUCUAGCGAUGCAUAUUAUGAAAUAUGGCAUUCGAAGUAUUCAGAACCCGAGCAAUUGAUUUUGAAAAAUUAUCCAAAUACUUCCAACGUAUUAACUUCUAUUUUGACUGCUUAUGAAUCUAGAAAUCAAACGUUAGAUAAAUUAUCGUUGAAAUAAGAAAUAGAAAAAGACUAGAUUUAUACCAUGAUGUUUUCUAUGAGGAAAAAAAAGUU